AUGAGUACUCAACUAACUUCUGUAUAUAUUUUCGCUCGCCGAAAAAUGAUUUUUGGAAUUUGUCGUGGUUGUGGUAAUCCAAAUGAUGACUUCAACAAGUGUCAAUCAUGUGAGGAUUGGAUUAACGAAAAAACUCGUGUUUUACAAGCUUUACAAGAUUUAAUCGCGCAAAGAAAAUACAAAAUAAACUUAUCAAAAAGUGAUGAAAAAUCAGAAUGCGCCGAAAUUUUGUCGAGUGGCGAAGGUGGGUCUCCUUCAGUAAAGGAAAUGAGUUCUUUAAACGCUAAAAAUAUUCAAGAACAUCCCGAUUCUGAGCAUUACGCAACACAAGAAAAUAAAGAUCAAAAGCUUCAAGAAUCAAAUUAUCAAAAGUAUAUAACUAAAGAACAACGA
Dentiscutata heterogama is the source of this 393-nucleotide messenger RNA. The record is from the annotation of a GenBank genome assembly. Lineage: Eukaryota; Fungi; Glomeromycota; Glomeromycetes; Diversisporales; Gigasporaceae.